Molecule: messenger RNA, 1319 nt
Organism: Centropristis striata (black sea bass)
Lineage: Eukaryota; Metazoa; Chordata; Actinopteri; Perciformes; Serranidae
Gene: ccnh
Product: cyclin H
Exons: 10
Coding region: 175-1134 (319 amino acids)
Biological process (GO): DNA-templated transcription; regulation of transcription by RNA polymerase II; regulation of cyclin-dependent protein serine/threonine kinase activity
Cellular component (GO): nucleus; transcription factor TFIIK complex
Molecular function (GO): cyclin-dependent protein serine/threonine kinase regulator activity
Source: RefSeq, a predicted model, not a curated record
AGAGAGUGGCGACGCGCAUCAGUUGUAUUUAUUAUUGCUAGUGUUUCUAUUCUACUGUUCGAUUGUCCCAAGGAAUUAAAGGGGCUGUUUUGUAUAUCGACAAAUAGUUUCUUUACUUUACGGUAUUCGGUUGUGAAUGCACUAGCGCAUACUUGACACAGAUAGAAAGCAGCCAUGUUCCACAACAGUUCACAUGGAAAAUACUGGAUUUUUCAAAAUGAAGACGAAGCUGAGCAUAAGAGAUACAAGGCCAACCAGAAAUUCCGUAACAAGAUACUUGAAAGUGGGAAGCCUGGAGUGAGCGAGUCGAAGUUCCUGGAGCGUCAUGAGGAAGAUGUUUUAUUCCGACACUAUGAGAGGAGGAUGCUGGACUUCUGCAAUGCUUUCAAGCCUGCAAUGCCCAAAUCUGUUGUGGGUACAGCCAUCAUGUACUUCAGGAGAUUCUAUAUUAACAAUUCCAUCAUGGAGUACCACCCCAGGAUCAUCAUGCUGACAUGUGCAUACCUGUCAUGUAAAGUGGAGGAGUUCAACGUGUCCAGCACCCAGUUUGUGGGCAACCUUCUGCAGGAGACACCGGAAGGGCAGGAAAGAUUUCUGGAGCAAAUCCUUGAGUAUGAGCUGCUGCUGAUUCAACAACUCAACUUUCACCUGGUGGUCCACAACCCCUACAGACCGAUGGAGGGUCUGCUCAUCGACCUCAAGACAAGAUAUCCUGCGCUAGAGAACCCAGAGUCACUGAGGAAGAAUGCUGAUGACUUUCUGACACAGGCAGCCAUGACAGAUGCAGGACUGCUGUUUCCCCCCUCUCAGAUUGCUCUAACAGCUAUUCUGAACAGCGCCUCGAGAGCUGGUCUCGGCAUGGAGAGCUACCUGACUGAAUGUUUAGGACUCAAAGAUGACAAAGAGACUCUCUCAAAGAUGUACGAGUCAAUGAGACGGAUGAAAACCCUUCUAAAGAAGUAUGAACUUCCCAAAGCGGAGGAGGUGAAUGUUUACAAGAAGAAGCUGGAGAGGAUACAUGCUGAAUUUGCCAGUUCAAGCAACAAACGAAAGAGAGGAUAUGAAGAAGACGGUCACGUGGCAAAAGAAGCACGUUUAGCAGAAGAGGAAUGGACUGAUGAAGACCUGUUAUGAGUAAUUACCCCAAAAUGGUUCUGCAUUUAAAGUUUAAAGUUAUAAUUUCCAAUAUUAAACUGUCAUGGUUGGAUGACCAAGCCUUUAUAGAAAACACAAUGGAGUGUCAGUGACAGUUUGCAUAAGUGUACAUGUUAAAUUUACUAUUCUACAAGAUAUUGUAGAAACUUUGUUUCCUUUGCUCU